Molecule: messenger RNA, 1601 nt
Organism: Apodemus sylvaticus (European woodmouse)
Lineage: Eukaryota; Metazoa; Chordata; Mammalia; Rodentia; Muridae
Product: branched-chain-amino-acid aminotransferase, mitochondrial
Exons: 11
Coding region: 85-1266 (393 amino acids)
Biological process (GO): L-valine biosynthetic process; L-leucine biosynthetic process
Cellular component (GO): mitochondrion
Molecular function (GO): branched-chain-amino-acid:2-oxoglutarate transaminase activity
Source: RefSeq, a predicted model, not a curated record
GGGGCGUGAGCAGGGCGGGGCCGGAAUGCCUUUCGCCAGGCCGCGCCCCAGGCGAGCACAGUUACCGGCCUGCCACACGGGAUCAUGGCUGCAGCCACGCUAGGGCAGAUCUGGACCCGAAAGCUUCUGCCUCUUCCCUGGCUUCUGUGUGGGUCCAGAAGAUGUGUGUCCUCCAGUUUCAAGGCUGCAGACCUCCAGAUUCAGAUGACCAAAGAGCCACAGAGGAAGCCAGCCCCUAGCCAGCCCCUGCAGUUUGGAAAGACAUUCACAGACCACAUGCUGAUGGUGGAGUGGAACAGCAAUGCAGGCUGGGGCGCUCCGAGGAUCCAGCCCUUCCAGAACCUCACGCUACACCCAGCCUGCUCAGGUCUGCACUACUCUCUGCAGCUCUUUGAGGGCUUCAAAGCGUACAAAGGCAGAGACCAGCAGGUGCGCCUCUUCCGGCCGUGGCUCAACAUGGACAGGAUGCUACGUUCUGCAAGGCGCCUCUGCCUGCCAGACUUUGACAGACAGGAGCUGUUGGAGUGCAUCCGGCAGCUCGUUGAAAUAGACAAAGACUGGGUUCCCGAUGGCAGUGGAACGAGCCUCUAUGUGCGGCCUGUGCUGAUCGGGAAUGAGCCAUCUCUAGGUGUCGGUAUGGCCACACAAGCCCUCCUGUAUGUCAUUCUGUGUCCCGUGGACUCCUACUUCCCUGGAGACUCCAUGACACCUGUAUCCCUCCUGGCUGACCCCACGUUCGUCAGAGCCUGGAUAGGAGGAGCCGGUGACUACAAGUUGGGGGGGAAUUAUGGACCCACGGUGGCUGUGCAACGGGAAGCUCAGAAGAAAGGCUGCCAGCAGGUGCUCUGGCUGCACGGGCCGGACCACCAGCUCACGGAGGUGGGCACCAUGAACAUCUUUGUCUACUGGACUCAUGAGGACGGAGUACUGGAGCUGGCCACGCCCCCACUGAAUGGUAUCAUCCUGCCUGGAGUGGUUCGACAAAGCCUGCUGGAUCUGGCCAGGACUUGGGGUGAGUUCCGGGUGGCAGAACGCAAGGUCACCAUGGAGGAAUUAAAGCGGGCGCUGGAGGAGGGCCGGGUGCGAGAAGUCUUCGGCUCAGGCACUGCCUGUCAGGUCUGCCCGGUGCACCAGAUCCUGUAUGAAGGCCAGAACCUCCACAUCCCCACCAUGGAGAACGGGCCGGAGCUCAUCCUGCGCUUCCAGAAGGAGUUGAAGGCUAUUCAGUAUGGAGCCAGUGCCCACGAUUGGAUGCUUAAGGUGUGAUGUUAGGGGCUGUGCCCUCCGUGGUUGGAUCCGCAGACAUGCUGCAUCCAGUCCAGCGUCUUCUCCCAGAGACUCCAGAGAAGUGCAAUAGGGAAAGGUCUGUCCAGAUGCUGCAUCUCUACACCCUCACAUGGACAUUACACUCCAAAGCCUUAAGGGCGGGACCCAUGCUGUUUGGACCCCACCUCAAAUUUUUGGUCUCAGGACUCAGCUGCUCCAUGUCCUGGUGUUCAAGGGAGAACAUUGGCUUCUCAUCUAUAUCCGUUCUCAGGCCGGAUACCCGGUCCUCUUUUCUCUGUCCUUGCUGCUACUGUGAAAUAAAAUGCCAAAGAAGA